Ananas comosus (pineapple) is the source of this 1680-nucleotide messenger RNA. RefSeq names its product putative magnesium transporter MRS2-G. The transcript is spliced from 4 exons. The record is from RefSeq and is a predicted model, not a curated record. Lineage: Eukaryota; Viridiplantae; Streptophyta; Magnoliopsida; Poales; Bromeliaceae. Gene Ontology annotation, biological process: magnesium ion transport. Bases 276 to 1574 code for a protein of 432 amino acids. Gene Ontology annotation, molecular function: magnesium ion transmembrane transporter activity.
GCAUUAUAGGGUGGAGGGCGCUCUCUGGGUGGUUUGUACGUGGAACGUAAACAUCCGGAGAAGAAGAAGAAGAAGACGACGAAGAAGAAGAAGAAGCUCUUCUCAAUCCCCGCCACCUCCAUUUUUAAAUUCUUACUCACAAUGCCCUACUCGAGGAGUAGCGAUCGCCGAGAGGGAGUAUUCGAACAACCCACGCCAUCGAAGCCGAACCCUCCCCCAAACCCUAACCCUAACCGUUCUCUUCCUCCUCUUCCCGAUCCGCCGCCGCCGCCGCCAUGUUGCGACGACGGCGCAAGCACUCCGCCUCCUCCUCCUCCCCCGCCGCGGCCUCUGCCAAGAAGAAGGACCGAUCGGGGCGGGGAUCGGUGCAUCCGAAGCCGACCUCGGCGUCGAGCGCCGGGAGGAGCGGCGUCGGCGGAGGGUCUUCGGAGCCAGCGCCGGCGCCGGCGCCGGCGGAGACGCCCCCCGCGGCGGCGAAGGGGGCGAAGAGGAAGGGCGGGGCGCGGCUGUGGAUGCGGCUCGGCCGCGCGGGUCGCUCGGAGAUCGUGGAGCUCGACAAGGGCGCGAUCGUCGCGCGCGUGGGGAUCCCCGCGCGCGACCUUCGGAUCCUCGGCCCCAUCUUCUCCUACUCCUCCAACAUUCUCGCCCGGGAGAGAGCUAUGGUUGUGAAUCUUGAAUUCAUCAGGGCCGUAGUUACUGCCGAAGAAGUGCUGUUGCUGGAUCCCCUGUCUCAGGAAGUCCUUCCUUUUGUCGAUCAACUGAGACAACAUUUCUCUAUGAAGAAUCCUGUUGAGGCAGCUGAAAUCGAGCGGGAACUGCCGUUUGAGUUCCAGGUGCUGGAGAUUGCGCUGGAUGUCGUCUGCUCAUGCUUGGACGCAGAGACUGCUGAACUCGAGAAAGCUGCCUACCCUGUUUUAGAUGAACUAACUAAGAAGGUGAGCAACAAGAAUCUCGAGAGGGUGCGGUGCCUGAAGGGCGAUCUUACUCGUUUGCUCGCACGUCUCCAGAAGGUUAAGGAUGAAAUUGAGCAUCUUUUAGAUGAUCAUGAAGACAUGGCACAUCUGUGCUUAACAAGGAAGCAGAUUCAGAAUCAGCAAUUCGAAGCCUUGACGGCUUCUGGGGCUUCUAAUAGCAUUGUUGCAGCUGGAACAGAUAGCGCAAAACAUAACCCUAAUUUCCAGAGUAAUGCAAGCAUUAUCACAAGUAUAUACGUAGAUCAUGAUGUGGAGGAUCUGGACAUGUUGCUUGAGGCUUAUUUCAUGCAGCUGGAUGGAACCCGCAACAAGAUCCUGUUGAUUCGCGAACAUAUCGACGACACGGAGGACUACAUGAACAUCCAACUCGACCACCGGCGUAACGAACUUAUUCAGCUCCAGCUGAUACUAGCGGUGAUAUCCUUCGGCAUAGCUCUUGAGACAUACAUCGCAUCGGCUUUCACGAUGAAUUUGCCGUGCAGUUUCUACCAUGUUUACGGCCUCUUUUGGCCCUUUGUGGUUGGUUCCUCGGGUUUCUCCUUCUUGAUUUUCCUCGCCUUGAUGGGCUAUGCCUGGUGGAUGGAACUGCUUAGCCCUUAAAAAUGAGAUCUAAUGCGCAUGAAUUAGUCGAAACCCACCGCUAGAAUGUGUAAAUGUUGGCCAACAUCAUUUCUAUCUCUGUGAAUUGAAUAAGUGGAACCUCAGA